GUGCUCUUACGCACACUCACAAACGUCUCUCUCUCUCUUUCCCUCUACACAAAUCCAUGCUUUGCUUUGGAAAUAGAGCAGUCGCAGGGGGGAAAUGAUUAAUACCAAAUCAUCAUCAUCAUCAGCGAAGCAGCCGCCGCCUCCUCCUCCUUCUUCUCCUCCUCCUGCUCAACCGCCGCAAUCGAUGGCCACCUUAUCAUCUGCUACGACCACGACAUCAACGACACCGCCUACCUCCGAUGGCUCUGGCAAGAAGGUGAGAAAGCCCUAUACCAUCACCAAGUCUCGAGAGAGCUGGACCGAAGAAGAGCACGACAAGUUCCUCGAAGCUCUUCAACUGUUUGAUCGUGACUGGAAAAAGAUAGAAGAUUUUGUGGGUUCGAAGACAGUAAUCCAGAUUCGGAGUCAUGCACAAAAAUACUUUUUGAAGGUCCAAAAGAAUGGGACAAUUGCACAUGUCCCGCCUCCUCGCCCUAAGCGCAAAGCUGCUCAUCCUUAUCCUCAAAAGGCAUCAAAAAAUGUUUUAGUGCCGCUCGCGGCAUCCAUGGCUUACCCUUCUUCGAUAAAUACCUUUGCACCUGGGUAUGCUCCAUGGGAUGAUGCUUCCAUGCUAAUAAAUACUACCUUAAGCAAAAUCAUGCCAUCGCAAGAUGAAUUUAGCAGUCUUCACGGAGCUGAAGCUGAUAUUGGAUCAAAGGGCAUAGCAAGGAUAAGUAACAAUAACCUUAGUGGCCCGGGGACCAUAAAUAGAACACUGCCAAGUUCUGAGAUACCAAGGCAAGGGAAACAGGCUCCUCUGCUUCAUGGUUUACCAGAUUUUGCUGAAGUAUAUAAUUUCAUUGGGAGUGUUUUUGAUCCAGACACCACAGAUCAUGUGAAAAAGCUCAAAGAAAUGGACCCUAUAAAUUUUGAAACUGUUUUGUUAUUGAUGAGGAACCUCACUGUUAACUUGUCUAGCCCAGAUUUUGAGCCAAUUCGAAAUGUCCUGUCUUCCUAUGACAUCAAUACCAAAACAGUGGGAGUAACUGCCAAGAACCAAACCAAUGAUAUAUCAUGUUGAAGUUUUGCUACUCACAAAUUGCUGACUAGUGGUGUGUAGCUAGAAUAUCUUGCUGCUUCAAUGGAACAGUUAGCAGCUCCUAGCAUUUCCUGCACUGCGUGCUCUGAAAUUCAGUAGAGGCAACUCGUAGCAGCCACAGCCAAGAAGUAUCUAAUAGUGGAAGAAAGUUUUAUAUUGAUUUCUAAGAUCCGCAACUACAUGGAUGUUAAUUUUUCCACCAACGCCAGUAGGAAUGGCUGAUCCUAUUCUGUACAUGAUUAGGCCUUCAACCAAAAAGUGUGUAUAUCUUGCGAGGUUUGCUUGGUGUCUAUUUAACCAUUCGUUAAUAUAGUUUAAUUUCCAUAUGAUAGUGUAGUUUUUGCCAAGGUGGUGUAACUAGAAGAAUUUGAACACAUUAAAAUAAGAUUGCCUUCAGAAUUGACAAUGUUGGUACUUUUGUGUACCAGAACUCCCUAUUUUUGUUGUCGAUAUAAGGUAUUUAGCUUUUAUUA
Molecule: messenger RNA, 1551 nt
Organism: Hevea brasiliensis (rubber tree)
Lineage: Eukaryota; Viridiplantae; Streptophyta; Magnoliopsida; Malpighiales; Euphorbiaceae
Product: protein REVEILLE 8
Exons: 9
Coding region: 95-1060 (321 amino acids)
Molecular function (GO): DNA binding
Source: RefSeq, a predicted model, not a curated record